Molecule: messenger RNA, 1008 nt
Organism: Plasmodium knowlesi strain H
Lineage: Eukaryota; Apicomplexa; Aconoidasida; Haemosporida; Plasmodiidae
Product: mitochondrial carrier protein, putative
Exons: 9
Coding region: 1-1008 (335 amino acids)
Biological process (GO): iron import into the mitochondrion
Cellular component (GO): mitochondrial membrane
Molecular function (GO): ferrous iron transmembrane transporter activity
Source: RefSeq, a predicted model, not a curated record
AUGGGCCAAGUCAAGGAGGUAGAAAUGGAGGAAAAAGGAAAAAUGCACAAUGUACAAGAACCCUCCAUGCUGCAGACCCUAUAUGGGUCCAUCAUCGCCUCGACCAUCAGCAGAGUUCUUCUGUACCCACUUGACACGGUGAAGAUAAAUAAACAAGUGGACACAAGCAACAGGCAAGUGGGGGGUGCUGCCACGCCACUCAGCCACGCAUGUAUCUCCAAUCCUCUGAAGAUAGGUCGCACUUGCUUUUUCCUCCCUGCGUUUAUCAAAAAAUUUGGCUACAGGGGGCUCUACAGUGGUUUUGUCUUCUCUGCCAUGACGACCAUCCCCGCGACGAGCCUCUACUUCUGUUGUUUCGAAUACCUCAAGAGGAUCAAAAUAAAUUGGAACAACAAUUUCGGGGACGAGAAAACGGGAUCUCCACAGAAGACCAAUUCGUUGAGUUUUGUGAAUUACUUCACCAUAGCUUUCCUGGCCGAGGCCAUCUCCUGCGUCCUGUUCGUCCCCAUUGAUGUAAUUAAGGAGAGGCUGCAGGCGCAACGAUACUUGAAAUUGAAGGAGUACAAGACUUCCUACCACCUGGUGAAGGAUUUAAUUCGCAAGGAGGGCUUCUUUAGGUUGUACAGAGGCUACAUCUCCACCUGCUUAACCUACGGCAUGUUUGGAGGCUCAUUCUUUUUUCUCCAAAAUAUGGGAAUGGACCUCAUGAAAAGACUAGAGAUCGAACCGUCCAAUUUAAACAACCUCAAAUUAAACCUCCUUUGUUCCAUGUUGUCUGGUAUAAUAACUUCCCCCCUUGAAGUAGUCAGGAUACGAUAUCAACUGCAGGAAAAGAAUAGAACCCCCUUUUUUUACAACAACUCCCUUGACGGAAUUAAAAAGUUGUGGAGCGAGGGCAGCGGGAAGAUUAUUAACCUCUUCAAAGGAAACCUCUACCGAUGCUCCCUUGUGUGCCUCAGCAUGACCAUGAACGUAACGAUUAUAGAUAUAUACAAGCAAUUCGCGUGA